UCCAGUUGGAUUGACCUGAAAACCAUCGCGCAGGAUACCAAAAAGCCCUCGAGUUGGACUUGAUUUGGCCAGUUUCACUUAUCUGCCAUUUUGUCUCUGUAGCUUUAUCAGUUGAACUCGUUCGCUAACGAAGAAGGAACAAACAUACAAGUAUCAACUUACUUCUAUUUAUUUUAUUUUCAAUUGACACUUUCAUGAAAGUGUGUACGGGUUCGUUUCCUCUGGUAAUGUGAUUCUGUUUACAGCAGUUACGGUUGUUUGUGUUUUAUGUAUCCAGUUCGACGUCAAGUAGGAGUUCGUCUUGUUUACAUCAGAGAAAUAGGUGCUAGCGCUAACGACGUCAGCUCUGUUUGUUGCCCUCGGGGCUAGCAAAGGCACCUCCUGGCGUUAGCUUCCCGAUGCUAAUUUAAACAGCGGUGAAAUGGCGGCCAACACGGCUCAAGCAGCCACUACACCGAGCUGGUCCUAUGGUCCAGCUGGAGAUGGUCAAGUCCAUGAAAAUCCUGAGUGGGAGAAAGCGAGGCAAGCCCUUGCAUCUAUUAACAAGAGUGCAGCCAAGGCUGCUCAAGAUAACCGGGCAGCAGCUGAAGCCAGUCAGUUCCAGCCUCCUGGAUCUGAUUCCACUGCCAUUCAACAACAACAACAGCAGCAGCAGUACUAUUCAUGGUACCAGCAAACUCAGCAGAAUUAUCCUGGGUACUCGUACCACCACUACAAUUACUACUACCCAAUGGGACCAUAUGGAGCUGCAUACCCACCUAAUCAGUAUGGUGUUCCUCAAGGACCAUACACAGGAUCUCCAGCCUCUAAUGGACAGCCUCCUCCAGUGCCUGGAAUGGAGGACCAGUCCCCCAGCUACCCCCCACAACCACAGCCUCCCCCUCCUGCCACCCCCCAGCCACCCCAGAGCCCGACCACCUCAGAGAAACCUCCUCCGCCCCCGCCCAUUCCCCAAUCUCCAAAUUCCCAGUAUCCUCCUCCACCAUCACAAAACGCCUACAGUGCCAACAACACAAUGGCGUACCCCCCCAGUGACCCCAACCAGAUGCAAAUGUACAAUCAUUCCCAGGCCAGGCCGAACUACAGCCAGAGUUUCCAAACACAAAACACCUAUCAGCCCAGUCAGAACAGCUCCCAGCAGCAACAGCUGCAGAAUCAGUAUGGCCCGGGGUUAGGCAGAGGAGAGGCCAACAAAAACCAGAAGCAAGGACAACAGCUGUGGCAUCGCAUGAAACAAGCACCAGGGACAACUCCUUUGAAGUUCAACAUUCCAAAGAGACCAUAUCAGGUUCAGUGUUCAUCCGUUUCCAAUCAGUCCUUUCAACCUGGUGAUCAGCCCUCAGGUGUUAACCCAGCCCCCCCUUCUCCAGCUAAUGCCAGUGGUGGAGUGGGCCAGACAAGACCCCAAGAUUGGCCCCCAGCCAUGAAGGAAUACGUGCAACGCUGUUUCACAGCAUGUGAGACGGAGGAUGACAAAGAUCGGACGGAGAAAGUGCUGAAAGAAAUCCUGCAGGAGCGAUUAAAGGAUGGCUCCGCCUACACCAUUGAUUGGACUCGGGAGCCAUUACCAGAUUUAAAAGUCAAGCAGUCGCGGUGGGAGUCUGUUUUACCUCAGAGAACGUCAGACGGUGUUUUGAACCGCACUGGGAGUACAGCGGCUGCCGCCUCCAGAGGCAGGGGAGGUGGCCACAGAUUAGGACACUAUAGGAACAUCUUCUCUCAGCGGAGUCCGUCUUCAAGCUCGUCCCGAUCUUCCUCUCACUCACCUUCUCCCUCGCAUAACCGCCAUCGAGACCGAAGCAACCAAAGGCACAGACGGAGUGACUCUGGAUCACAGUCAGACAGCAGCAUCUCCAGUGACCUGCGGCCUCAGCUGUCCAGGCGAAACCAGAAAGGAGGACGUGGUCGUGGCAAUGAUAGAGAUAAAGGACGUGGAGGUGGGGAGAGAGGACGAGGACGGGGAGGGAAAGCCAACAGAGGAAGACGAAACAUCGAUGACUCGAACUCUACCGUUGGAAAGAAGAGGAAAGGUGGCAACGCUGGUUUGGAUUUCCACGACCCCGAUCGAGAAGCUAAGAAGCAAAGCAGAGCAGCUCGUUUCCAUAAGCAGCUGCGCUCCGAGCCGCUUGUGCUCUCUAUCAACAACCUGGAUCUACCUGAUGGAACACAGGAGGGCCUGAGCUGGGAAGACUGUCCCAUCGUGGGAUCGUGUCAGGACAUCACUAAGUCCUACCUCAGGCUCACCUGUGCUCCUGACCCCACCACUGUUCGCCCUGUGCAGGUGUUAAGAAAAUCUUUGCAGUCUGUGAAGGCCCACUGGAAAACCCAUCAGGACUAUGCUUAUGCAUGUGAGCAGAUGAAAUCCAUACGGCAGGACCUCACGGUCCAAGGUGUCCGCACUGAAUUCACAGUGGAAGUGUACGAGUGUCACGCUCGCAUCGCUCUUGAAAAGGGAGACCAUGAGGAGUUCAACCAGUGCCAGACCCAGCUGAAGGCCCUGUACAAGGACCAUCCAUCAGAGAACAUCGGAGAGUUUACAGCUUAUAGAUUGUUAUAUUAUAUUUUUACUAAGAACUUUGGUGAUCUGACUACUGAGUUGGUAUAUCUGACCCCAGCUCUGAGGGCAGAUGAGUGUGUGGCUUUUGCUCUUGCAUUACGUGCUGCAUGGGCUUUGGGGAACUAUAGACGGUUCUUUAAGCUCUACCUUGAAGCCCCACGCAUGACUUCCUAUCUCAUUGACAAGUUUGUAGACAGAGAAAGAAAGAUCGCACUUCGGGCCAUUGUAAAAUCAUUCAGACCUGACCUGCCAGUGCAGUAUGUGCAGACUACUUUGGGCUUCACGUGUUUAGACUCCUGUCUAGCCUUUUUAAAUGGUCUAGGUGUCGCCUUCACCCCAUCUGACCCCCAAAAGAUAGACUGCAAAGCUAGCACAACCUCGCUAGCUGCUUCCUGAGUGGGUGGGAGGGGCUAUAGGGAAGGGAGGAGCUACAGGAAAAAUAUGGAUCCUUGCAAACUCCAAAAUACUCCACUUCGGUCACCUCAGCCAGCUUAUGUAGAGUGUAGACGAGAGCCAUCAUGAGCAACACAGGAAUCUAGAUUCUGUCAGAUGUGUGAAACUCACUGAUUAGGUUUGACCUGAAGCCCAAAGUCAUCCAUACUGUCAGGAUAGAAGAGAAGAGGGGCAGUUUAGAUGCAGGAUCAUGUCGACCAACAAGUCACAGAGCAAAAUUAGCGGAGAUCUCUCAUCCUCAUGGUUCAUCUUCCUGACCCCCAUUAUAUUUCAGCGCUAACAGUGUUUUGUUAUCUUUUCUCCCUCCUCAAGUCAGCAGCUCAAGAUCCUGAAGAUUCAAGUCUUUUUCGUCAAAAGGGAAGCUCAAAAGGCUCUUCGGAUAAGCUCCCAGAUAUUUUGCCGUCUGGAGUCGAGGCGCUUUGCUUUUACAGACUGAGAAGGUGCUGGCAGUUUGUGUAAAGAGGAUGUGGUGGUUUGUAUUUCCUGGCCUCGGUAUCUGCAGCAGCUCUUUUUCCCGUACUUUAACGCCACGUGGCUCAUGGAAACAUGGACUCAAGUCGAAGUAGUAAUAUUCCACUGGCUACACCAGCCACGGCUCGCUAAACCAAAUGACUUUAUGACAAAGGAGGCGUGUCUUCAUCUCAAUCCUUAUUCCGUCACAAGCUUCAGCCUCCCCAAACCCAGAGUUUUGCACUCAUCUGCUUGGAGUCGAAGGAUCUGGCAUCCCCUGGAGGAGAAGCAGCGACGCCGACCUUUAAUCCAUUUUCCAUCCCAACAGCAGGGAUUAAUUAGAAGCCAGCUACAGUCACUGUGGAGGAAACUCUGGCAGCUUCCAUCAAAAGGAACCAGCGGUUUGUAUCCCAGAACGGCCUCACGUCUCUGCAGGGCUGGUAAGCUAGAAGGACUGAGCAAGUGGAUGACGGCCUCACACCUGUUCUGAAUCAGAGAUAUGCCCCUUUUUGUUUAUUGUCCCUAAACAAGAAAAGUCAUAAAAACGGUAACCGCAAUGAUUCUUUAGGACAAACUCUCAAAAACUCAGUAAAAUCAGUUUUACUGCAUUUGGGCUCCAUUUGAAACUCACAUUUCAAAAUAAAAAAAACAGACUUUUUAAAGCAAAUUAAUCAGUAGUGUUUAAUUAGAGUAAAUCAACAUUUUUUAAUAAAACAUUUAAAGACAUAAUUGGAACCCACAUUUAAUUUAAUUUGUUCAAGGCAGUUUCUAGACAUUUUCCUCAUUAAUUUCCCUUAAAGUUUCACUUUUACUAGUGAGACAUUGCAAUAAAAAAUAACUAGCUUUUUAUUUUAAAGUCCAGUAAUUUAUCCUGAUACGUUCUGCCACCGUAUCCAGAAAACUAGAUCUGCUGAUGUUUACAUUUUUGUUUUUGUUUUCCAAUUAUUUCAUGUGUUUUGUUUUUUUUAAUUCCUACAACAUAUGCAUUGGUAUUAGAUUAAAGUAAAUGUGGAUUCAGGCUUGUAUUACAAUCUGUCAUCAAAGUAUAUCAUUGUGAAUAGUUUGUCUUUUAUUUAUAUAUCUAUUUUUCCAAAAUUCGGUAAGUUAAUGAUGACUUUAACAUAUUUGGUCAUGUGAUGUAAGCAGGUCGGUGUUGUACUAGUUCGCCUUCUCUGUGGCUACAGUGGAGAAACGACCUAAAACUGUUAUGUAGGCCGUAAAAUCAGAUUCCAGACGUGAACUUACCGCUAAAGGCCACCGCCUUCGUCAUGUUCUCUCCUUUGAUGGAGCAGAUCUUUGAGUUUCUGCAGAUGUUCUGUACUGACGAUGUUCUCAACAUGUGUCCUCUCUCCCCCCCUUCUCUUCAUUUCCCCCUGUCCCUCGCUGCUACCCCCCCAAACCCCCUCCCUCCUCCCUCCAAACCACCGAGCUUCUUGUUCUUCAGCUGGGAGCACUGCUGCAUUUCAGAAGCACACGGAGGAGCAAGUGUGGCAGGCGGCGGCGACCCGUGGCUGAAUCGGGAGCGCCCCUGACCCGCUGGUGCAGAAGCAGCCGCUUGAGCAGAUGGGAGCCUCACAGAAUUGAAUUAGUGAGAAUGUGGAAUUUGCUGCUUGUGUGAUGAGCUGCUGCCUACCGCAGAUGUAUGUGUGCAACCCAGAACCAUCACGAUUGUAUCCUGCUGGUGUCUGUCUGUCCAGGUGCAUUUACACUCUUUUCAAUGAAAGUUGAUCUUUGAUAAAGAUAUAUAUAUUUUUAUUUUAUUUUUUUUGAAGUUGUGGUUGAUAGAUUUGCACAUUAUUUUUGUUGUUAAAUUAAGAGUUUUAUUUUUGCCAAAUGUGUCUGGACAUGCAGAACAAAUCUUUUCCUCUUUCAAAAGUCUUUACUUCUAUGUGCUCUAUUGCUCAGAAAUGAAUUUCCACAAGUUGUAAGAAUUCAUAAGAAAUGUUAAAAUUGUGUUUCCAGGACUGAUGCACCCCAGUUUUUUUUGUUUUAGUUCAUUUUUGUCCCCCUCCCUAGUAGAGACUUCACCCUUAGAUGACUAACAGGAUACAUUUUCAUUUGUUUCUCCUCUGAAUCCAGUAUUUUUUUUCUGUAUUUUUUUUUGUUUAUUUUGAAUUUUUUUCUGCUCCCAUGUUACUCUGCACUUUCAUCCGUCCUUGUAACUCCUCCUGUGACUCGACAGUCAAAGAUCUCUCAUCUCCCUCCCUUCACCUGUCUUCAUCUCCUGUGUGGAGGCAGUCUUUGUACAGAUUUGUCUUCUUUUUCUCUCCUCUGACUGCCACCUCCUGUUGCAUGUAGCUCCUCUUUUCUUCUAACCAGUUUUCAUUUUCUCCUUUUUUUAUUAAAUGUGUUUGGUUGUGCAACAAAGUCUCUCUGGCUAGUAAGUAUUGUAUGACAUCCUGCAGUGUUUCCUGAGUUAAUCUUUCAGCUCACUAACAAACCUUCUAAGCUGAAGGUUCAUUUGCAGUGCUCCUUCCCGCUUCCCACCCCCUCUCUGAACAUGAUCUGGCUCGGUAAACUGCCAUGGUGUUAAUAUUGUGUAAAUAUCUUUUGACAUAAUAAAAUUCAGAAAUGAAAAGCA
Oryzias melastigma (Indian medaka) is the source of this 6041-nucleotide messenger RNA. RefSeq names its product leukocyte receptor cluster (LRC) member 8 (gene leng8). NCBI's taxonomy places the organism in Eukaryota, Metazoa, Chordata, Actinopteri, Beloniformes, Adrianichthyidae. The transcript has 15 exons. Gene Ontology annotation, cellular component: nucleus. The record is from RefSeq and is a predicted model, not a curated record. The coding region runs from base 422 to 2953 and encodes 843 amino acids.